AUGGCUUUCGGUUGUGGGUCAUUUUCCGGUUCAUCCUCGCCAGCAGUCGAAUCCAUACAGCCACACCAGGUCUCGGUUGUCUUGUUAAGCAGACUCGGCGUAUCCUCUUUGCGAGAUUUAGAACCUGAUUGCUGCGCUAGCCUUUUGGCGAAGCUCCAAAAGGAGGAGGUUUUUACAGGAUUACUGCUUGAUGGCGGUCUGGUUAUCACAACCCGUUCCGCUGUGCUUUCAAAAGAGGCAGCAGCAGGCUUGCAUUUGCUGGCGUUCUCGGCUCCCGUUUUACGCAAGAACAAGAGAGGAGCUCACGCGACGGCUCAGCUGAUUUGCGCACCCAAACCUCUAUCUCCAGAGAGUCUUGGAAUCGGCUCGAAUGCGGUUCUGCUCGUCUAUUACUUCACUGCUCUACUGGCCUCGAAUCCGGUGGAAACACGCAAAAUCGGUAUUCAGUUUUCUCGCUCUCGCUCUUUUCUGUCAAGCAAAAAUGACAAGUCAGGUGGCCAGUGUGAUUUGGUAGUGCCAAGCUGUGUUUUGUUCAACAACGAUGGUGAAGUUUCCUCCAUCGUGGACCAUGACGCAUUAAGCAAGGCUCAAGCUCAUGCUACGCCUAUGAGUGCGAUUCUUGAGUGGAUUUUAAGUAUGUAUGACAUGACUGGCACCAGCAUAAGGCUUCCUCCCAUCGGCUUUCCCAACGAAAACGUCACCAGUGAGCAUAUCUUGCCAGAAGCAGCAGUAGAGGAGCGGCUGACGGAAUCAGUACCAGUGACUAGUUACGACGCCACCCCAGAAGCUGCAUCUGACUCUGUGCCUUGUUCCUUGAACACAAGCGUGGAGCAAAGGGUUGAAGAUUCGGUGGAGGGUGAUUCAUCAGCUCCUGAUGCUGUGAAUGCAAGUUCACCAACCGAUCAAGUUAACGAGACCAAUGUCACUGCAAGCUCUGACACUGGCCUGGGUGCUGCUAACUCAACAGGUGAUGAUGUGGAAUGCCAUCCUGUGGAAGUGACUUCUACUAAUCAGAUGGCGGCGGAUGACGUGGAGAGUGCUCAUGUCGACAUCAUUGCUCCCAUGCAAUCCGCUGAGAAGCAGAAGCUGACUCAUGACGAGCUCAAAGCACGCAUAAUGGGUUAUGGCAACACGAGUGGUUUGAUGAAGAGACAGAGUGCUCGAGCAGACGUUUCCAGGCAUGCGGAACUAGCUAAUAUAGCAGCUGGAGUGCAGAUAUUGUCAGGUGGGCCAAAAGAAACCACCUCCAACAGCUCCUCUGCAAAAGGGAGAGGUUCUGAGGGUGGCUUCAUUGGGGAGACCGGCAGCACCUCAUGUAAGCCCGCACUUUGGCGAUUCGGAUCGACAGGGCAGCACGCAGCUGCAGCCACAGCAGCAUCAGAUGGAGCAGGCCACGAGGGAGUCUCUCAGAAUUCUGCAUUGAAGAAUCUGUCAUCCCUGCAGAUGAUCGUUGCUGCUCCUGUAGCAGCAUUUGUCGAACUGGGUUCAAAAAUGAGUGGUGCAAUGGUGGAUCUUGGUGGUGCAUUCAGGAGAAACCAGGAGAAUGAUGACCACAUGGCUGAAAUGAGUGAAUUGGACAGGAAGAAGCUACAGGAACAAGAGGUGCGCAGACAAGAUGCAUACAAAAAUGCUGCUGCAUCCCUCUUUAAAACGAGUCACCAUCAGGAGAGGCUAUCUACCCCAGACCCGCAAGCCCUCCCACCUGAUAUGGAGCACCCUGAAAACGGUUCAUGCCUGGACCAAGUUGCUGACGUUGAGGUUGAUGAUGCAAAAGGCUUGGAGUCACAAGCGAGUGCAGAGGCUGGUUGCAGCGUUCUGUUUGGAGCAAAACAAGGUGAUGAGAAGGAUGGAGAUGGUUCCAGCAAAAGGAAUGGGGCCGCUGAGGUUAGUGGGGAUGGGGUCAGUGAAGGGAGAAGACCAUGUGAGCUGGAUGGAGGUGCCUAUGCGUGUGAUCAUUCAACAGCCUUGAGCGGAAGCCUCAGCAUGGAGUUGUCCAAAGAGUUGAAGGGCGAGCACUCGUCAGAGAUUGUUGUCGGUAAUGUCUCUCGGCUGGAGGGGCGCAUUGGGGGACUGGAGGCGCCUACUCCUCUUGCUUCACGUUCCAACUCAGGAGUCCCACCUACCAUAAGGAAGGGAGCCAUCGCAACAGCUCUGCAUGACAAAGGAACAGAUGUGGCUCAGGGCUCCAAUGCUGAAGGUUCCGAGCCUGAGGGGGAAGGAGAAGAUAAGUCUGAUGGAGCUGAUGGUGCCUCUCAGCGCCUUGCUGAGAAGCGUGGAACUGACCCACCAGGGGGUGCUGCUGAUGGGGCGAGUGCAUGCAUGGACAAGCCGUUGGAUGAUGUUGGUGGUAGUGAUGGCAUUGGAUUGCAUGGAGCGCAAGGGAACCAUUUAGUGGGCAAAGGAUCUGCAGCAACAAUGUUGGGUAAGGUUGAAGUCACGUUAUCCAGCUCCCCUACUCAGGCUGAAGUGCAGGCACUUCAGCAGCCAUCCCAGACUGCAACUGCCAAUCAGGACCCCUGGGCGAGCAAGGCGGAGCACAAGACCCCAGUGAAGGCAGUCCCUCCUCCAGUGGACAAGCGGCUGCAGUCAGGCUUUGACGGGCUCAUGCAGGCAAUUGAGUCGCUGGCCACCAUGAGUGUUUCCCGCUCUCCUGGAGCCAAGCCAUGGGCCUCAAGCAACCGAGGAACAGACAAGGGAGUUACCAGCCAGAACACGCAGUCCUCAAGCCCCGUGCUGGCAUAUGACGGAGCAGUGACCAGUCAGGGGAAGCGCCAAACUGAGCCGAGCCAAGCUGCAGCUGGGGCAACAAGACAACCAGCAAUGUUUCCAAACACUCCAGGCGCUUCAACCGGUCACAGGCUCCCUGCUACAUCACCAGAGCACACUCAAGAGUACGCUCACAGAGCAGGGGUGCUGAGCUUGCAGCAGCAGGCAGCGUGGCUGUGGGACAGUGCACAGCACAUGGCUGCAAGGGGCACAAGGGCCAGCUCUGCAUCAAGCGAUGGGGACUCCCAGGCCAGAGGUAGCGGUAUAGAGCGUGACAGGCCGCAUCCAUUCCCGCCGGUCCAACUGCGUUCCGCGUCCCCCGGACGUUCCCACCGUCUUUCGUCCCGUCUCGUCGUUUGCGCAUCUUCCCGUCGCGGCGGAUCCCGACCUGCGCCGCGCGGGUUUUCCGCGCGCGAGGCGAUGCGCGGAGGGGUGGACUCGGAGGGGCGACAGUAUGCGUCGGCGGACGAAAUGUGGCGGCAGGAGACGGGGGAGCGCGCAGUGAGCGCGGGGGAAGGGGGAAGCGGGGAGGGCGCAAUGGAGGCGGAAAUGGGCGGGAAGAAGCGCGAAUGGUACGACAAGGGCGUCAAGUACUGGGAGGGCGUGGAGGCGAGUGUGGACGGCGUGUUGGGGGGCUACGGCGCGGUGAGCGCAACAGACGCGGCGGGCAGUGCAGCGUUCCUGCAGGAGGUGUACGGUGCACAGCUGGACGCUGCCCGCUCACAGGGCCGCCCGCUUGUUGCUCUGGACUGCGGGGCAGGCAUAGGGCGAGUGACCAAGGAGUUUCUGUUGCACGUGUUCAACGAGGUGGGUGGUGGGUGCUUGCACAUCGCACCACAUUGCGUUCCUGUAUGCCUGCAUUCCAAUGUGCAUGCGUUCCAACCAUCAGCAUCAGCAUCAGCAUCAGCAUCAGCACAUCAGCAUCAGCAUCAGCAUCACCGCAUCAGCAUCAGCAUCAGCAUCAGCAUCAGCACAUCAGCAUCAGCAUCAGCGCAUCAGCAUCAGCAUCAGCAUCAGCGCAUCAGCAUCAGCAUCAGCAUCAGCGCAUCAGCAUCAGCAUCAGCAUCAGCAUCAGGAUCAGCAUCAGCAUCAGCAUCAGCAUCAGCGCAUCAGCAUCAGCAUCAGCGCAUCAGCAUCAGCAUCAGCAUCAGCGCAUCAGCAUCAGCAUCAGCAUCAGGAUCAGCAUCAGCAUCAGCAUCAGCAUCAGCAUCAGCGCAUCAGCAUCAGCAUCAGCAUCAGCAUCAGCAUCAGCAUCAGGAUCAGCAUCAGCAUCAGCAUCAGCAUCAGCAUCAGCGCAUCAGCAUCAGCAUCAGAAUCAGCAUCAGCAUCAGCAGCAUCAGCAUCAGGAUCAGCAUCAGCAUCAGCAUCAGCAUCAGCAUCAGCGCAUCAGCAUCAGCAUCAGCAUCAGGAUCAGCAUCAGCAUCAGCAUCAGCAUCAGGAUCAGCAUCAGCAUCAGCAUCAGCAUCAGCGCAUCAGCAUCAGCAUCAGCGCAUCAGCAUCAGCAUCAGCAUCAGGAUCAGCAUCAGCAUCAGCAUCAGCAUCAGCAUCAGGAUCAGCAUCAGCAUCAGCAUCAGCAUCAGAAUCAGCAUCAGCAUCAGCAUCAGCAUUAGCAUCAGCAUCAGCAUCAGCAUCAGCAUCAGCAUCAGCAUCAGCAUCAGGAUCAGCAUCAGCAUCAGCAUCAGCAUCAGCAUCAGCAUCAGCAUCAGCAUCAGCAUCAGCAUCAGGAUCAGCAUCAGCAUCAGCAUCAGCAUCAGCAUCAGGAUCAGCAUCAGCAUCAGCAUCAGCGCAUCAGCAUCAGCAUCAGCGCAUCAGCAUCAGCAUCAGCAUCAGCAUCAGCGAUCAGCGAUCAGCAUCAGCAUCAGCAUCAGCAUCAGCGCAUCAGCAUCAGCAUCAGCGCAUCAGCAUCAGCAUCAGCAUCAGGAUCAGCAUCAGCAUCAGCAUCAGCGCAUCAGCAUCAGCAUCAGCAUCAUCAGCAUCAGCAUCAGCAUCAGCGCAUCAGCAUCAGCAUCAGCAUCAGCAUCAGGAUCAGCAUCAGCAUCAGCAUCAGCGCAUCAGCAUCAGCAUCAGCGCAUCAGCAUCAGCAUCAGCAUCAGCAUCAGCAUCAGCGCAUCAGCAUCAGCAUCAGCGCAUCAGCAUCAGCAUCAGCAUCAGCAUCAGCGUCAGCAUCAGCAUCAGCAUCAGCAUCAGCAUCAGCAUCAGCGAUCAGCAUCAGCGCAUGAGCAUCAGCACACCCUUUGCCUAAUUUUUUCGCCCUCCUCUUCUCUCAACCCUCCUGACCGUUCUCUCCCCUUCUGCACCCCUCACACGCGUGCCUGCACCGUUGCUGCACGUCCCUCCCUGCCGUGCCUGGUGGGCAGGAGUUCAGUCCAGAUGCAGAGCGUCCACCACUCCUCCACUCCCCACUUCACCUGCAACUCUUCCCUUCUCCGCCCCUCUUCCAUUCUCCACCUCUUUCUCUGCGCGUACUCUGCCCUUGCCUUGCUUGCAGGCAGGGCUGCGGCGGGGCGGCAUUAUAGUGCUCAAGGAGAACACGUGCCAGAAAGAGACCUCUUCAAACAGGCCAACCUGCAGCUCCUCAAAUCCAAGGUGCAGCGCGGUUUUCCCUCGGAGCUGUUUGUGGUGAAGAUGUAUGCACUCACAGCACAGCCCACGGCAGAUGCAGGAGUGGCGGGGCGCACACGGCAGCGCAGCAGGAGACCCAACCAACCAGCUGUCAUCUACUGA
Messenger RNA from Closterium sp. Yama58-4, 5490 nucleotides. Lineage: Eukaryota; Viridiplantae; Streptophyta; Zygnematophyceae; Desmidiales; Closteriaceae. The record is from the annotation of a GenBank genome assembly.